AUGGCGCCUAAGAAGAAGUCUGUUCCCGGCAAAGGUGGUAAAUCUGGCGGUUCCAAAAAAGGAUCCGAAAAGAAGGUUGAGCCUCCAACUCGCAAGGUAAUCACUGCUGUUGUCAAGGCUAAAGCCAAAGCUAACCGGGCCAAGAGAGCUAUUCUAAAAGGAAUUAACACCAAGCGUGCCAAGAAAAUCCGUACAAAUGUCAGAUUCCGACGUCCGAGAACGUUCCGGCAACCUCGUGACCCUAAGUACCCCAGGAAAAGCACCUGCAGACGGGAUGACAAAUUUGACCAAUUCCGAAUUGUGAAAUACCCACUCACAACUGAAUCUGCCAUGAAAAAAAUUGAAGACAACAACACUUUGGUUUUUAUUGUUGAUAAGAAAGCCAACAAACAUCAGAUCAACCAGGCAGUAAAGAAAUUGUAUGAUAUUGAUGCAGAAAAAGUCAACACACUUAUCAGACCUGAUGGGGAAAAGAAAGCCUAUGUAAAAUUAGUGUCUGACUAUGAUGCAUUAGAUAUUGCCAACAAGAUUGGAAUCAUCUAA
Molecule: messenger RNA, 543 nt
Organism: Acanthosepion pharaonis
Lineage: Eukaryota; Metazoa; Mollusca; Cephalopoda; Sepiida; Sepiidae
Source: the annotation of a GenBank genome assembly